Messenger RNA from Purpureocillium lilacinum, 1056 nucleotides. RefSeq lists its product as uncharacterized. Gene Ontology annotation, molecular function: oxidoreductase activity, acting on the CH-OH group of donors, NAD or NADP as acceptor. Lineage: Eukaryota; Fungi; Ascomycota; Sordariomycetes; Hypocreales; Ophiocordycipitaceae. The record is from RefSeq and is a predicted model, not a curated record.
AUGGCUUCACCGUCGCAAAUUCUUGUCCUUGUCACUGGCGGCUCAGGUUUUGUGGGCUCUUACUGCAUCAUCGAUCUGCUUAAUGCCGGCUACAACGUUCGAACCACUAUACGGUCCAUCUCCAAGUCCUCUGCCCUCAGGGAUGUAUUGAAGAAGAGCGGCCGUAUUGAGGAGGCAUCACUCGAUCGACUGUCUUUUGCAGGGGCUGACCUGACCAAGGAUGACGGCUGGGAGCAAGCGGUCUCCGGCUGCACAUACGUCUUGCAUGUCGCCUCCCCAUUUCCUCCCGGAACCCCUAAGCAUGAGGAUGACCUUAUCAUUCCCGCCAGAGAUGGUGCGCUCCGAGUUCUCCGAGCUGCCAAGGCUGCCGGCGUCAGGCGGGUCGUCAUGACCUCCUCCUUCGCAGCAGUCAGCUACGGGCACCCGCAGCAGGCAGCUCCCUUUACAGAGGACUCUUGGACGAACACUGCUGGUUCAGACGUCUCGCCGUAUGCGAAAUCGAAGACACUUGCUGAGCGUGCUGCCUGGGACUUUAUUGAGUCUCCGGAAGGCGAAGGGCUUGAGCUUAGCGUCAUAAACCCUGCGGCUAUCUUUGGUCCUAUUCUAAGUGCAGACACCUCUGCCAGCAUCCUCCUCAUCCAACGACUUCUAAACGGCGAACUCCCGGGCUGCCCGAACUUGGUAUUUGGCAUUGUGGACGUCCGGGAUGUUGCUUCGCUGCACUUGCUGGCCAUGACAAACCCUGCUGCUGCUGGAGAGCGUUUCAUCGCCAUCUCUCCGAAGUCAAUGACUGUGCAGGAGAUCGCCAUCACGCUGAAGGAGAGGUCACCGAACUUGGCGACGAAGACGCCAACGAGGGUCAUUCCGAAUCUUUUGCUUAAAUUUACAGCACUCUUCGACAGAGAAGUGGCAUCGGUGGCGCCGCAGCUGGGCAGGUGGAAGGAGGGCACAAAUGAGAAGGCUGUCAAGCUGCUGGGAUGGAAGCCAAGAAAUAGGGAGGAUGCUAUUGUAGCAACUGCGGAGUCGUUGGCGAGGCUGGGCUUGCUGAGGACGUGA